Meira miltonrushii is the source of this 1666-nucleotide messenger RNA. RefSeq names its product actin-domain-containing protein. The transcript has 2 exons. The coding region runs from base 26 to 1666 and encodes 546 amino acids. NCBI's taxonomy places the organism in Eukaryota, Fungi, Basidiomycota, Exobasidiomycetes, Exobasidiales, Brachybasidiaceae. The record is from RefSeq and is a predicted model, not a curated record.
CUUCCUUCAUCAUACAACAACAAACAUGCCACCAAGGGAAGAUCGUAUCAUAAUCCUAACAACGGGUGCACGUUGGACAAGAGCUGUUCAUGGAAUAUAUGAGUUAUUUCAACGUCCAACAAUUCAAAUACCAACUCGUGUAGGAAGAAGGAAUAACACUUCCACAUCCUCAACAAUCGAUUCCAGCGAAUACAUCGUUGGAGCAGAAUUGGAUGAAUUAAUCGCACGACAUGAGCGAAUUGAUGUAGUUUAUCCAAUCAGAGGUGGAAAAGUGAAAGAUUGGGAUGCUCUUUUGGCCAUUUGGCGACACAUCCUUCUCAAUCAAUUACACCUUCGAAUUUCGCAAAAUGAUUGCCCUCUGCUUGUCUCUUUACCGCCAAACCUUUCGCGAGAUGAUCAAGCAUAUGCUACCAGACUCUUGUUCGAAAAUUUCAACCUUCCAAGCUUGAGUAUUGCAGAAGAACCUAUUUUGAGUUCUUAUGCUGCCGGUGCUCUAACUUCUACUGUUGUCGACUUUGGUUGGGAAAAUUGCACAGUUUCACCAGUGAUGGAAAACGUUGGUGUAAUUCAUACUGCCGUUCAACGUUCAAGCGUUGGAAUACGGCAUAUCGCUCUUUAUCUUGCCCAUCUUUUGAGCAGAGAUGAAAGUGUAGUACAAGCUUUGAUCAAACUUGAUGCAACCCGUUCAGCAAGAAGUACCGCUAAUGUGGAUCAAGAAAGUGCAGGCGAUCUACUUGCAAUCAGAUUGUUUGAAUUGGCUGUUGAAUUGAUCAAAGAAGGAAAAGUACGAGCUGCAGGUCAAGGAGGUGAAGGAGAAGGUGCUCAUGCACGUGGGCGACAUCGUGAGGAUGAGGCAGAAUUUGAUGUUGCAGCUGCAUUAGUAGCAGGACGUGAAAAAGCAGCAAUUGAAGAACAGGAAAGGAAAAACAAAGCUGCUUUAGAAGCUGCAAAUAAGGCAAGCGAAGAGACGGGCGUGGCCGUUCCUGCAGAAGCAGAAGCAUUGACAGCCGCAGACGGAACAUCGGCUGAUGCACAAGCAGGAGCGACUGACGAGGAAGGAUCAGAAACGAUCGUCUUCCAAGGUCUACGUGUUCGUGUAUCUCCUGGUCCAUUACUGCAAGCAUCAGAAGUUCUUUGGGACCCAAGCGUAUUGUUGAACAUGCGAGGAAGUUUGGCUAAAUCUUCAGCCAGAUCGAUGGGACAGUAUGACUUCGGCAUCAAUGGUUCUGUUCAUGAAGAUUUCACAGUCAUGCGUUCGCUAACGGAGACUAUCUCUGCUGCAAUCAACAGUGUUGUGGACGUAGACCGUCGUCCGCAAUUAUGGGAAACACUUUUACCUACCGGAGCACCGGCAAAAUUGAUUGCAAACAUCAACACUGCUAUCGUUAAAGCAUCACAUGCAUAUUUGGCCAGUAAUGCUGAUAAUGCACCUGGAACGACAGCUUUGGCAGGCUUUGGUGGUGCACAACCAACAACGGCAAGAUGCAUCAAAACGCCAGACUAUUUUGCUGAAUUCAAAGAUCGAACAGAUUUAGCACCAUUUUUGGGAGCGACAAUAUAUGCUAAAUUAGCAUUCACCGAUCCUUAUGGACGCUUGGUCACAUCUAAAGCUGUUUACAACGAGAAAGGUCCUUCGGCAUCCUUCCUUAUCUCUGCUCCGUCAUAG